This is a messenger RNA of Procambarus clarkii (red swamp crayfish), 711 nucleotides long. The record is from RefSeq and is a predicted model, not a curated record. NCBI's taxonomy places the organism in Eukaryota, Metazoa, Arthropoda, Malacostraca, Decapoda, Cambaridae.
AUGAUUCCAUGUGUCAUCUUGCAAAACAACGACACGUUCACAACACUUUGUGAAGACAACGACACGUUCACAACACUUUGUGAAGACAACGACACGUUCACAACACUUUGUGAAGACAACGACACGUUCACAACACUUUGUGAAGACAACGACACGUUCACAACACUUUGUGAAGACAACGACAAGUUCACAACACUUUCUGAAGACAACGACACGUUCACAACACUUUGUGAAGACAACGACACGUUCACAACACUUUGUGAAGACAACGACAAGUUCACAACACUUUGUGAAGACAACGACAAGUUCAUAACACUUUGUGAAGACAACGACAAGUUCACAACACUUUGUGAAGGCAACGACAAGUUCAUAACACUUUGUGAAGACAACGACACGUUCACAACACUUUGUGAAGACAACGACACGUUCAUAACACUUUGUGAAGACAACGACACGUUCAUAACACUUUGUGAAGACAACGACACGUUCACAGCACUUUGUGAAGACAACGACACGUUCACAACACUUUGUGAAGACAACGACAAGUUCACAACACUUUGUGAAGACAACGACACGUUCACAACACUUUGUGAAGACAACGACAAGUUCAUAACACUUUGUGAAGACAACGACCAACACAAAACAAUGUGUAAAGCCAACGAAAAGUGCAAAGAAAAGGAGUUGAAAACACCGAGUACAGAACCUGUUUAA